Messenger RNA from Danio rerio (zebrafish), 1561 nucleotides. The record is from RefSeq and is a predicted model, not a curated record. Lineage: Eukaryota; Metazoa; Chordata; Actinopteri; Cypriniformes; Danionidae.
CGGAUCAGAGGGCACAGACUGACGGAGGGACAGGACCAUCAGCUCUUCUGCUCCUGGAUAAAACACACUGACCGCACAACAGGGGUGUUGAAUAUCCAGCUUAAAGAAGAGACGUAGACUCCCCAAACACACAGACAUGACUGCAUGCAUAUUUCUACGCGGAGCCAAAAUUGACCGAGAGCUGGCGGAUGAUGAGAUUGAAGAGUUGCGUGAGGCCUUUAAUGAGUUUGACAAAGAUAAGGAUGGUCUGAUCAGCUGUAAGGAUCUGGGGAACCUGAUGAGGACGAUGGGCUACAUGCCCACCGAGAUGGAGCUGAUCGAGCUGGGCCAGAACAUCAACAUGAACCUGGGAGGCCGUGUGGACUUCGAGGACUUUGUGGAGCUCAUGACCCCGAAGCUUUUGGCAGAAACCGCAGGAAUGAUCGGCGUGAAGGAGCUCAGAGACGCUUUCAAAGAGUUUGAUAUGGACGGUGACGGUGCGAUCACCACUGAAGAACUGCGCUGUGCGAUGACGAAAUUACUGGGUGAACACAUGAACCGCAGAGAGAUCGACGCCGUCGUCCGAGAGGCCGAUAAUAACGGUGACGGAACUGUAGAUUUUGAAGAAUUUGUGAAGAUGUUGUCGAGUGUGUGAGAACGUCACCUUGGGUGCUGGAGAUUCACAAGAUAUAAAGCAAAGCGUCUAAUGCCAAGCCAGUGCAAAAGAUAUGCAUAUAUGCACAUUUUUUUUUUAAAAUCCACAUGGAAAAAAAUCCUGACAACUAUGCAAAAGAUAAAUAAAUAAAUAAAUCUGGAUUUUAUGCAAUGCAGAUAUUGAUCUGAGAUCUGAAUAUGCAACAUUUUUUUCUAAUUUUAAGUUUAAUAGCAUGAAGCUUUUAUCUACGUUUUUUGUGAACGUGUUUAUUUUGACAAAAAUUAAAAAACCAUUUAAUUAAUACAUAUAUUAAUUAGAAUAAAUAUAUGCAAUUCUUUUUUACUUUUAUCACAGAACAAAUUGCUUUCAGUAUCAAUUUACUAGUGAAAUUAUAAACAAGUCUAAUAUCAUAACACUCCCCUCUGUAUUUUCUUCUUUUUAAACAAUAUUUGCUUUUUCAUUCAUUCAUUCAUUUUCUUGUCGGCUUAGUCCCUUUAUUAAUCCGGGGUCGCCACAGCGGAAUGAACCGCCAACUUAUCCAGCAAGUUUUUACGCAGCGGAUGCCCUUCCAGCCGCAACCCAUCUCUGGGAAACAAUAUUUGCUUUGUAAAAUGAAAUUAAUGAUGCAAUGCGUUUUCUGUUUUUUUAUAUUUGAAAGUGUUAAAUGAAAUGAAAUAUGUAUUAAAUUAAAAAGCUAUUAAAAUGGAAAAGUUUUACAUUUAUAUAUAUAUUGCACAAAUAUAUACAUAUAUAAAUAAAUAAAUAUAUAAAUAUAUAAAUAUUUAAAAACAGUAGUGUGCAGAAACAUUACCCUCAAACUAUGCAAAAUUGUUUGGCUUUUAGUCCUGUACAGAGCUCCUGAUCUGAGAUGUGGGAUAUUCAAACAACAUUUGCUCAAUAAAGUGCAGAAGGAGUGAAUAAAUGACA